Molecule: messenger RNA, 483 nt
Organism: Mesitornis unicolor (brown roatelo)
Lineage: Eukaryota; Metazoa; Chordata; Aves; Mesitornithiformes; Mesitornithidae
Gene: STC1
Product: stanniocalcin 1
Exons: 2
Biological process (GO): intracellular calcium ion homeostasis
Cellular component (GO): extracellular region
Molecular function (GO): hormone activity
Source: RefSeq, a predicted model, not a curated record
GGAAAAGCUUUUGUGAAGGAAAGCUUGAAAUGCAUCGCAAACGGGGUCACGUCCAAGGUGUUCCUCGCCAUCCGGAGGUGCUCCACGUUCCAGAGGAUGAUCUCGGAGGUGCAGGAGGAGUGCUACAGCAAGCUGGACAUGUGCGGCAUCGCCAAACGCAACCCCGAGGCCAUCACCGAGGUCGUCCAGCUUCCAAAUCAGUUCUCAAACCGGUAUUACAACAAGCUGGUGAGAAGCUUAUUGGAGUGCGACGAGGAGACGGUCAGCACCAUCAAGGACAGCCUGAUGGAGAAGAUCGGGCCCAACAUGGCCAGCCUCUUCCACCUGCUGCAGGCCGACCACUGCGCCCAGGGCCACCCCCGCGCCGACUUCGCCAGGCGGCGCCUGACGGAGCCGCAGAAGCUCAAACUCUACUUCAGGAACCUGCGAGGUGAGGGGCCCGUCCCGGCCCACGCGAAGCGCAGCUCGGCCGAAAGCGCGUAA